Molecule: messenger RNA, 393 nt
Organism: Penicillium lagena
Lineage: Eukaryota; Fungi; Ascomycota; Eurotiomycetes; Eurotiales; Aspergillaceae
Product: serine palmitoyltransferase small subunit family protein
Exons: 2
Coding region: 1-393 (130 amino acids)
Source: RefSeq, a predicted model, not a curated record
AUGCAGUCCUUCUAUACUCCGUCCACCUCGACGCACAUCUCCCACGGCCCGGCUGUCGACGAGCUCCGGACUAAAAUUCCUUCCAAUACGAAAACCAGCAACUCAUCUCAUACCCUCAAAAUCCAACGCCGUGGUCCCUUCCGACGCGCCAUCGACCGCGUGCGUCUAGGGUAUUAUCGCUACGAGGUCACUUUCGGCCUCUACGUGAUGACUCCGAGCGAGAAGCUCGUGACCAAUACUUUCGUCAUCGUGAUUCUGACACUCCUGCUCCGCCUCGUGUGGCUGCUGACGGGCCACACCGGCGAGGAAAUGGGCGCCAUCCUGGACAUUCUCGGCAAUUACGGCAUCCAUAUCACUCCAGCAUCUAUGGCCGAGAACGCAGUGGCCUUGUGA